AUGUAUGAAAAUAUCGUUUAAAAUACUACUUAACUUUUAUUAGAAAAAAUUGCAUAGCAGAAAGACUCUUACUCAAUGAAGUAUUUAAAAAUGAAAAUAAAUGACAAAUGUAUAAAAAAUUAAUUAAAAAAAAUUGAAAAAAUAACUCAUCAGAAAAAAGAUAUAAAAAAUUAAUUAAUAAUUUACAUUAUGUUUGAUUUAAAAAAAUUUACACUUACAGAAGGUAAAUUAUUGCAUGGAAACUAUUUUAUAGAUAGUGAGCUUGGCGGAGGUUCUUUUGGGAAAGUUUAUAAGGCUUACAAGAAAGAUACAAAAGAGGUAGUUGCAAUAAAGCAAAUACCGAAAGAAGGUUUAAACGCAAAUCCAAAAUUACAAUAGCUUUAUAACUCAGAAGUAUCUCUCCUUAAGAUUCUCUCUAGCGAAAACAUAAUCAAAUACAUUGAUAACUUUAAUACUACUGACUGUUGCUAUAUAGUCACAGAAUACUGUAAUUAAGGAGAUUUAGGAACUUUGCUGGUUAAACACAAAAGAUUCCCAGAAUAGAGAGUUAUUUCAUAUUUUAAAUAAUUGCUAAAUGGAUUCAAAGAUCUUCACAAACAUUAAGUUAUUCACAGAGACAUCAAACCAGAAAAUAUUUUGAUCAACUAAAAGACAUUAAAGAUUGCUGAUUUAGGAUUUGCUAAAUCAAUAACUGGAACCACAUAAACUUGCCUUGGUACUUAUACUACUAUGGCUCCAGAAGUUUUAGAGCAAAAACCAUAUGGAUUGGAAGCAGAUGUUUUUAGUCUUGGAGUAAUGCUUUAUAAGCUUCUAUAUGGCGUAUAUCCUUACAGAUCUGAUACAGGAAAUUUAAGAUAUGUUAUCAAAGAAAGAAUUAGAUAAAUUAAAUAUGAUGUUUCUGAUGGAAUAAUAUCUGAUGUAAUGUAAGACUUGCUCAAAAGAAUGAUUUGUUAUGAUAGACGUGAUCGUAUUACAUGGGAUUAAAUUUAUUAGCAUCCAAUUCUUUAAAUGGACUCAUUUGGAGUUAGCCUCCUUCUACCUGCUGGUAGUGUCAUCUUAAUGCCGAAUAAUAAUUAAGAAGCUAUAGAUCUAUAUAAGAAAUUCAAACAUUUGAUGGUAACAGAUUCCGAUUGUGAAAUUAAAGAAAUGUAACCUGGGUUUAGUGUUAAUCAAGAAUUUAAUGUUGCUGAUGAUAAAGAAUCAAGUAAUGGAACAAAUCACCGCUCCGAGUUUGAAGCCUUUAAGUAGAUGGAUAAAGAAUUGGAGAGAAAAGAAUCUAUCUUUGAUUGCAUUCAAGAUGCUUCAUUGAAAUACAACCACUAUAGGCAACUUUAUGUUUCGAUUUUCUAGAUUUUAAAGCAUAUCUGCAAAAUACCUAAAGAGUUUCGUAAUAAAAUUAUAUAAUUUGCCCUCUCCAAAAAAGCAUAUAACUUGACAUUCAAAAUGGAACAAGCUUUAAGCAGAGAUUAAAAUAUUUUUAAUAUAAAAUACUUUGAAGAGUUUAAAAAAGAUGAAAACUACAAAAAUAUAAGAAAUUAAAUGUUGGGAAAUGUAAAUGACUUUUGCGUGUUAUUCUAAUCUGCUAAGAGAGAUGUUUAGUAAGUUCUUUUAAGUCUGUAAUAGGAGUAAUAGCAAAAGAGUGUUUUAAUAGAUUUACUUUAAAAAGAAUUAGAAACAGAUUAAAUUACUGAAAAAUAUGAAAGCUUAAUUAAAGCAGGACUCUGUUAUGAUUAUCAUAAAUUAUACAAUUAAUUGGAAAAUUCAAAAAAUUUUGAUGUACAAACUAAGUGCAUCAUGCUUUAAUACUAUAUUUUUGCUAGAGAUAUGAUAAAUCAAGAUAAAAAGUUUGGAUAAAUUGAAUUUAAUUUUGCAGGUUACUUCAACUCAAUAUAAUAAUAUAAUUUGGAAGAGUCAAAUAAUUAAUUCAAAGCAAUUGUUGAUGAAUUAGGCCUAUAAAAGAUAAAAAUCUGA
Molecule: messenger RNA, 1971 nt
Organism: Tetrahymena thermophila SB210
Lineage: Eukaryota; Ciliophora; Oligohymenophorea; Hymenostomatida; Tetrahymenidae
Product: Serine/Threonine kinase domain protein
Exons: 4
Biological process (GO): autophagosome organization; peptidyl-serine phosphorylation; autophagy
Cellular component (GO): cytoplasm; autophagosome
Molecular function (GO): protein serine/threonine kinase activity; ATP binding
Source: RefSeq, a predicted model, not a curated record